Pungitius pungitius (ninespine stickleback) is the source of this 1743-nucleotide messenger RNA. RefSeq names its product nth-like DNA glycosylase 1 (gene nthl1). The coding region runs from base 32 to 1228 and encodes 398 amino acids. Gene Ontology annotation, molecular function: oxidized pyrimidine nucleobase lesion DNA N-glycosylase activity; DNA-(apurinic or apyrimidinic site) endonuclease activity. The record is from RefSeq and is a predicted model, not a curated record. The transcript has 6 exons. Lineage: Eukaryota; Metazoa; Chordata; Actinopteri; Perciformes; Gasterosteidae. Gene Ontology annotation, biological process: base-excision repair; nucleotide-excision repair; base-excision repair, AP site formation. Gene Ontology annotation, cellular component: nucleus.
CGAAUGAGAAAGUAGCUUCAGGUCGAUCUAAAUGCUUCAAGUCCUCCGCAGCACGAGGAUCCGUCAUGCAGUCCAGUGCGUCGCUAUGACCUCUCCUUAUUUCAGGCACAACGGGUCCGUCAUUACGCGCAGUGGUGACCAAAAUGCUGCGACCUCUCUGCGGUCUAAACUUACCAGCAGCCGGAGCAAUGCGGGUCCAGUUUCCUCUGUGGCUGUAAAGGUGGAGGAAAAGGAGGAGGAGGAGGAGGCGAAGAUCGUUGAGCAAAGACCCUCCUCGGCUCCCUUACUAACGGGCGGCUGCCAACCUGAAAGAGAAACUUCCCCAUCGCCUUCCCGCUCAAAGACACAGCUCAAAGUGGAAUAUGACAAGGAUGAAGGUGCAGAACACUGGGAACCUCCCAACUGGGAGAAGCAAUGGAGAUACGUUCGUGAGAUGAGGAGCGGCCGUGAUGCACCUGUAGAUAACAUGGGAGCAGAGAAAUGCUACGACUCGCAGGCUCCUCCACGUGUGAGACGUUUCCAGGUGUUGGUUUCCCUCAUGCUGUCCAGUCAGACCAAGGACCAGGUGACAGCGGGAGCCAUGAAGAAGCUUCGAGCUCAUGGCUGCACCGUAGAAAAUAUACUGGCUACUGAUGAUGAAGCCCUGGGAAAACUCAUCUACCCUGUCGGCUUCUGGAGGACUAAGGUGAAGUAUCUGAAGCGGACGUCGGCCAUGCUGCAGAAAGACUUUGCAGGGGACAUCCCAGACAGCGUGCAGGGGCUGAUCGGCCUGCCAGGAAUUGGACCCAAGAUGGCUCACUUGGCUAUGGACAUCGCCUGGGACCAGGUGUCGGGCAUCGGCGUGGACACACAUGUGCACCGUAUCUCCAAUCGUCUGGGCUGGCUCAAGAAACCCACCAAGAACGCAGAGGAAACACGCAAGGCCCUGGAGGAGUGGCUGCCCAGGGAGCUGUGGAGCGAGAUCAACUGGCUGCUCGUGGGUUUUGGUCAGCAGGUUUGUCUUCCGGUUAACCCUCUCUGCUCCGUGUGUCUGAACCAGUACAGCUGCCCAUCCGCCCACCAGACCUCUCCCACAAAGAGGCCUAAAGCCGGAUCCCCACUGGCUCCCAAUCCAACCUCCUCCUUAACAACAAAAACUGAACAACCCGCUCUUAAACAUGAGAGGACAAAGACGGAGCCACUCGGCAAUCCUGUUUCCCCCAAAGCCAAGAGGAGCUUAAGAAAAUAAGAUGCUUAUGGUUGACGCAUACGUUUUAGUCUGAACAAAGAUACCAUGUGUAUGAAUGUAUAUAUCCCUGAGUUUAAAGGUUCAGAAUUGACAUUUUGUCAAUAUUUGAGGGUUUUUUACACUGUAGCUCUGCUGUAAGAUAUAAUAAGAUUAUAUAUUUUGUACUGUUGGUGCUUUAUUUUUUAUUACAAGUAAUACAAUAAAUGUUGAACGAUGUUUAAAAAUGGUUCUUUAUUAUGGCAGAGAGAGUUUUCCUGAUGCAACAACAGUGAAAGCACUAAAUAUACAACAUGCCGAUAGACUAAGAGACACUACAUUGUCUCAAUUCCUUAUUCAUGACAGCUGGAGUUGAUGCUGAUUGUAUUCAUCGAUUAAGUUACUUGGCUGCUCACUAUCUUGCUUGACACACUGCAGUAGACACAUGUACACCGUGUUGUGUGUUAAAUGGAUAUUUGAAAUAUAAGAUUACAGCAGUCUUCCCUUAAAUAUCAAUAAAACACACCCUCCUACCUGUC